Macadamia integrifolia is the source of this 791-nucleotide messenger RNA. RefSeq names its product transmembrane protein 256 homolog. The record is from RefSeq and is a predicted model, not a curated record. The transcript is spliced from 5 exons. Bases 116 to 451 code for a protein of 111 amino acids. Lineage: Eukaryota; Viridiplantae; Streptophyta; Magnoliopsida; Proteales; Proteaceae.
AUCGUAGUAAGUUGUAAACCGAGUUCCCUAGCCAUACCUUCCACUGCCACGUUCAACUCCUCACUUCGAAGUCCCAGAGAGGAAGUCGUCUGUUAGCACAUCUUCUCGAGCGACAAUGGACCCUCGUAUAUGGCACAAAGUUGCUGCCAUCUCUGGAGUUGCAGCUCUUGGUCUUGGUACCUAUGGAUCCCAUGUCUUCAAGCCUCAAAACCCAGCUUACAAAGAGGUUUGGCACACUGCAUCCCUCUACCAUUUGGUUCACACGGCAGCUUUGGUUUCAGCUCCUAUGACCAAAAACCCCAACAUUUUUGGAGGCCUUCUAACAGCUGGAAUUCUGGCUUUUUCGGGGACGUGCUAUGCCGUUGCAUAUCUUGAAGACAGAAAGUACUCUACUUUGGCUCCCUUUGGAGGCUUUGCAUUUAUUGGUGCCUGGGCAAGUCUACUUUUCUAGAUCAUUGAGCUCCCUCAAAACAUCACAGGAUUCAAGAUGCAACUUUGCUAAACACCUAGAACCUGCAAAAUGCUGUGGUUAAGAGAUUGAAGAAAAACAAUUAAGCUCUUCGUAUUUGGUUUGGGGUUGGACAGUUGCCAAUGGCAAUUUAAUCAGGUUGAUUCAUAUACAGUUGUUAUCUAGAGGAUAGAAAGCUUGUGAAUGUCACUUUGUAUCCACAACCAAACAGGUGGGUCUUCAACCACAAAGGCUUAAAGUAAAUGAAAAUAAUGUGUGAUAUCAGUGAUAGAUAUUUAUUGGUAUUUUACUGUUAUAUAUAUACUAUUAUGAGUUUAUAACA